Messenger RNA from Periophthalmus magnuspinnatus, 1315 nucleotides. RefSeq names its product NADH:ubiquinone oxidoreductase core subunit S8a (gene ndufs8a). The transcript is spliced from 8 exons. The record is from RefSeq and is a predicted model, not a curated record. The coding region runs from base 74 to 706 and encodes 210 amino acids. Gene Ontology annotation, molecular function: NADH dehydrogenase activity; 4 iron, 4 sulfur cluster binding. Gene Ontology annotation, cellular component: membrane. Gene Ontology annotation, biological process: mitochondrial respiratory chain complex I assembly; mitochondrial electron transport, NADH to ubiquinone. NCBI's taxonomy places the organism in Eukaryota, Metazoa, Chordata, Actinopteri, Gobiiformes, Gobiidae.
UGUUCACGCAGAGUCCCUUCCUAGAGUCCGCUGUUCUGGUUCAGAAGGCCAAAUAGCGAUAUUUUUGCUCGGAAUGGCUUCUACAUUGCGUUUAAUCUACUGUGCUUCAAGACCAGGCACAUUUGCAGCAAGUAGGAGCUUAGUAAGGUCGUUCAGUGUGUCUGCACAAAGAGAGGGCUUCAAGUAUGUGAACGCCCAGGAGUUGCCCACAGACAUGAAGUCCAUCACAGACAGAGCAGCACAGACGCUGCUGUGGACAGAGCUCUUCAGAGGUCUGGGGAUGACCAUGAGCUACUUGUUCAGGGAACCAGCAACCAUCAACUAUCCGUUUGAAAAAGGGCCUCUAUCGCCAAGGUUCAGAGGGGAGCAUGCUCUGAGGAGGUAUCCCUCCGGAGAAGAACGCUGCAUCGCCUGCAAACUGUGUGAAGCCAUUUGUCCUGCUCAGGCCAUCACUAUAGAAGCAGAGACCCGAGCAGACGGCAGCAGGAGGACCACUCGUUACGACAUUGACAUGACCAAAUGUAUUUACUGUGGAUUCUGCCAAGAAGCCUGUCCUGUCGACGCCAUUGUAGAGGGUCCUAACUUUGAAUUCUCAACCGAAACACAUGAAGAGCUGCUGUACAACAAAGAGAAACUCCUCAACAACGGAGACAAGUGGGAGGCAGAGAUUGCCGCCAACAUCCAGGCUGAUUACCUGUACCGAUAAACCUGGCUUCACAGAUACCAUUGAGACCUCUCUGCAAAACGUCCACAAUAAACAGUCUAUGAGCGUAUGCAGCUGGACAAAGAGCUUUAGAUUCAGAUACAGCUGUGGUUCUUAAAGUCUUCAUGUCAAGUGGGUGAACUUGGUGCAAUGUUUAUCUGUGAAAAUCUGAGAAAAUUCGGUCCACAACAGGUAUAAAACCGGGUUAACCAGAACUAAAUCAGAUAGUAAACCAGGUAUAUUUUGUAAGGAGCCAGCUGAGGCUCCCUUAACCCUCAACAUUCAGUAUAAACUCCUGAAAUUUAUAACAAACCAUCCCCAUGAAAACCAGGAUUAAACUAGGACCUAUUCUCCUGACUGCCACCAGGGGCCCCACACCACUAUUGAGAACCACUGCAUGUACAUUUCCUCUGGUAUCUGGUAGUUUAAAGUGAUGAGUUUUACCAUGUUAAAUGAGAUAUUUAUUGUAUAAGGGUAAUUUGAGCACUGUCUCCUGCUCAGAUUGAACUUAAUGCUACAAUUAUAAAUAUGGUCCUUUACAGUAACACUGAGUUUUAUCUGUUUGUCCAUAAGAAUAUUUUCACCUCAAUAAAGUUUGGGAGGAGUGUAAAA